UUGCUUAACCAAGGCAAAAACAUAGUUAAGGAACCAAAGAAGUCAAAGCAUAGUCCAAUUCCAGGAACAGUAAAAGAUAAAGGUUGAGAGACUAUCAUCAUCUUCUUCUGUCUAUAUACAAACUAUUCGAUGAAAUGAGUUUGAAGAUUUGCCUCUGCGAAUGGACGUUUCUUGGUUAUUGUUGCUUUAAUCGUCCCUUGUGGAACAGGAGAGCUGCCCCAAAGAGAAUUAUCAGAGACUUACAAAUCCUCCUUCCUGUACAUCCAGUGCGUAUUUUGUCACAAAUAUGGGCAGCCUGCAUGCCAGCCUCAUUGGCAUCUCUUCUGACAUGUUCAGUUCUGGAUUCCUGGAAAGCUUUCAGCCUGGCUUUCGCUUCCUCCAAAAGAUUUCCAACAAAUGAUGACCCUUGUGAAUUUAACUGCAGCAAAAGCUUCGAUCACUAGCGAUUCCAUCCACCAUUUCCAUUGCACCCAUUGCAGCACUGAUUACACCCACCAACACAGCCGGCCCAAUGGUUCAAUGAUAUUGAGAGCUCCAUCAAAAUUGACUUUUGACAAAUCUCAUAGGUGGCAGCUUCCAUUUUGGUUGUUCGCUGCUCCUGGGCCCGAUAAGCAAGGUAAUUCUUAGAAAAGUUACUGUGAUAUAUAUAUAUAUAUGAGGGCUUCUCUGCUCAUUUGUUCUUAAUCCCUGCAUUUCUACCAUCCCCAAUAGCCCAACUCACUGCUAGACCUGGCAUCCUGAAACCUCCUAAUUUGAUCCACUUUGUUAAUUAAUGAACCACCUGUGUAAGCCAAUUUCAAAACGCUGGAGUACCUAAUUCGUACUACUGGACCAAUCCCCAGUCAGAAAUUUCACAAUUUGAAAUGACAUAUUCUUAACCAAGUGAGUCUAUAUUCAAAACAAUAAAAGAUCGACCCAACCCCGCCGACGUGCAUGGGUUACCAUAUCUGCCUACUACCUUAUCUUCACUCCUGUCAUCUACUGUACCUGCAUCGUCUGCUUCCCUAUAACUCCCCUUACUUCUCAGCAUAGAAACUAAUUAACUCCCAUUACUUCAGCCCAAUUAUCGUUGCCAUCUACAAGCCAUGUCUUUUUAACAAGAUAGAGCUUAGCAUAACUUGAUGAAACUUUAUACUUUCUCUCGUAAUUUGGAAACGGAGAACUCAAAUUGAAAAUUAAGUCCAAACUAUCAAUCUCUCAUAUCGGGCAUGUAGGCUUAGACUAGCCAUCUCAUUAGCCUCAAAAAGUAGGGGCUGCACCAUGUGUUAAAUACAAUUAAUUCACCUUAAUCACUACUGCAAGUAGUGUAAAUUUAGUGCAGGCCUGCCGAGGGAGCAAAGAGAUCAACAAGGUAUAUGAAUGAGGUGCAUGUUGAAAGUUGAGAGGAAGAAAUCAAUGUGAGAGAAAGAACUCAAUGGCGGAGGCAAGCUGGAAUUUGAUCAAUCCGUUCAGUCUGCUGUUGGCUUCAUUAGGAUACUGUUAUUUCUUGCUCACUAGAAUCCCAUUAGGCAUACUGAGGUUCAUGUUUCUCCUACCCAUCUUCUACCUCUUCUCCAUUCUUCCCUGGUAUUUCCCAUCCGCCUUACUUAGAGGGAUUCUAUCUUUCUUUAUCACAUGGAUUGCUUCUUCCAAACUCCUCCUCUUUUGCUUCAACCAGGGCCCUCUCGUCCACUGCCAAAACUUUCCCGAUUUCAUUGCCAUCUCCAUUCUUCCCAUGAAAAUCAAAGAACAACCAACUUCUUCAAGAUCGGCCAUGGGGCGGUACGAGCCCGUCCAACUUUUCAACAAGCCUUACUUAGCAACAUCCUUACAAGACUUCUGGGGCAGGAGAUGGAACAGGUAUGCGUCGAAUAUUUUGAGGGAAACUGUCCACAAGCCGACCCGAAACAUGUUAACGAGUGUUGUUGGGGUUGGGCCGGCCAGGGUGCUGGCUUUGAUAUGCACCCUCGUCGUGUCUGGAGUCUUGCAUGAGAUGCUCUUUUACUACAUCACGUGUGGGAAGAAACCAACAUGGGAAGUCACCUGGUUCUUUGCUCUCCAAGGAUUGUCAAUGGCGUUUGAGGCUGCGUUGAAGAAGUGGGUUCGGACCAAGGGUUGGACAGUUCACUCUCUAGGUUCAGUCAUAUUGACGUGUGGGUUCGUCGUGGUCACGUUUUAUUGGUUGCUGGUUCUGCCGGUUUGGAGGGAUGGACGAAAUUCUUGUGAUUGUUAACAAAUUUAGUUUCUUUCCUUUCUUUAGAAUUUUGCAUGAGCUCAAGCAGUCAAACUACUUUAAUCUGAUU
Theobroma cacao (cacao) is the source of this 2282-nucleotide messenger RNA. The record is from RefSeq and is a predicted model, not a curated record. Lineage: Eukaryota; Viridiplantae; Streptophyta; Magnoliopsida; Malvales; Malvaceae.